AUGCUAGGAGGCAUGCAGGUCAUGCUCGUCUCGAUCUACGCCAUGUGCAGUGUAGGAGUUGCUGGCGACGCGGAACUGCUAGCUCCGCUGCCCGAGAUUCUUCGGGCGGCGUGCCCCCCCUUCGUUAUUGCGGGAGAUUUGAAUUUUGAGGCCGAGCGUUUCGGCCGAGGCUCGUCUCUCAGAGCAGGUUUCCUGCAUUUUUUGCGCGAGUAUGUCGUGCGCAGCGGCGAGCCGGCGUAUAUCGAUGUUUAUUUGUCAUUCUUGUUGGGCCCCGCAGGGCCGUCGAACUUGCCCUUGGAGGGCUCGGGGGCUCGCGUUUAA
Molecule: messenger RNA, 321 nt
Organism: Prorocentrum cordatum
Lineage: Eukaryota; Dinophyceae; Prorocentrales; Prorocentraceae
Source: the annotation of a GenBank genome assembly